CCCUCACAAUUUAUUCAACCCUAAUCCAUCUUCUUCCCUCUCUCUCUCUCUCUCUCUGAACUCUGAAGUUAGCCCUAAAAAAAGCUAAUGUCUGGUAUGUACGAUCAAGGAGGAGACGCUGCUCCGUCUUACGGAGCCCCUGGAGGCGGUGGAGGGUACGGUGGUGGAGGUGGAGGCGGUGGAUACGGAGGCGGUGGUGGUGGUGCAGGCUAUGGUGGAAAAGGCGGUGAUGGUGGUUAUGGAGGCGGAGGCCGUGGCGGCGGUGGCGGCGGUGGUAGAGGCUAUGGAGGACGAGGUGGCGGCGGAGGCGGAGGCUACGGUGGUCGUGGCGGCGGUGGCGGAUAUCAAGGAGGAGAUCGCGGAGGCGGAUAUCAAGGAGGAGACCGAGGAGGGCGAGGCGCUGGACGUGGUGGCGGGGGUGGUCGUGGCGGAAGCGGCAGAGAUGGGGAUUGGGUCUGCCCUAAUCCUGGCUGUGGAAAUUUGAACUUUGCUAGAAGAGUGGAGUGUAACAAGUGUGGUGCACCCUCACCUGGUGGUGCUAGCGAUCGAAGUGGUGGUGGUGGUGGUGGUUAUAAUAGAGGUGGAGGUGACAGUGGCUAUGGUGGCAGUCGUAAUGGAAGAGGUGGUAGUUUCCACGGUGGUAGAAGUGGAACUCAUGAUGGAGGUCGAAAUGAAGGAGGGAGCAGAGGUGGUAAUUCUUAUGGUGGUCACCAGGGAGGAGAAGAUAGCGGGUACGGUCAAGUUCCCCCAUCCUCAGCACCUUCAUCUGGCGGUCUUGCUGGCUCUUAUCCACCAUCUUACCAUGGUGGAAGUGCAGAUUACGGGACUGAUGCAGUUCCUCCUCCUGCAAGCUAUAGUGGAACGACAUAUCCUCCAACUUAUGGUGGUCCCACUGGUGGCUAUGGUGGUGACAGUCUAGGUGAUGGGCGUGGUGCUGCUGGUCGUGGUGGGCCAUCAGGUGGAUAUGAUGGUGGCUACAAUGCGGGUGGUAGAGGUGGCUAUAAUGCUGGUGGUAGAGGAGGAAGCUAUAAUGCCAGUGGUGGUAGAGGUGGUGGUUAUGGAAGUACACAAGCAGCAGAGCCAGCACAGGUUAAACAGUGUGAUGAUAAUUGCGAUGAUUCGUGUGAUAACUCUAGAAUCUAUGUAUCUAAUUUGCCACCAGAUGUGACCAUUGAUGAAUUGAGGGAAUUAUUUGGUGGAAUUGGUCAAAUUGGAAGAAUCAAGCAGAAGAGGGGCUACAAGGAUCAAUGGCCUUGGAACAUAAAAAUAUAUACAGAUGAGAUGGGAAAUAACAAAGGCGAUGCAUGUGUAUCAUAUGAAGACCCCUCAGCAGCACAUUCUGCUGGCGGUUUCUAUAACAAUUAUGAUUUGAGAGGUUAUAGCAUCAAUGUUGCAAUGGCUGAGAAGUCUGCACCAAGGGCUCCACCUACAUAUAACCAUGGUGGUGGUGGUAGAGGUGGAUAUGGAGGUGGUGGAGAUAGGCGCAGAGAUAGCUACAGGGACGGAGGCUCUGGACCUGAUAGACAUCAGCAUGGUGGAAAUAGAUCGCGUCCUUACUGAGAGAUUCGGCAUUGAGCAUUUUAUGUAAUGGGAAUUGUGAUCUUAAGUGUUUUAGUUUUGUUCCAUGGCUGGAUUCUUGAAUUGGAGACCAAAGAGGUAGGUUGUUCACUUUCUAUGGGCAAGAGACCUCUUUGCUCCUUUUUAUCUAUAGUGGUACCUGGAGGAUUAUAAUCUUGCUGGGGCUUGAGAUUAAUCUAGUUGUGUGGAUGUUUUUUUUUAUAGAGGCAGGCGGAUAAUCUCCAAACUGCUUGUUGCUAAGGUAGGUGUUGAUGUUUUCAGGUGAGUGCUUCUCUUUCCAUAACCAUUCUUAGAAUUAUGCACUUGGUGCUCUGAUGUAUAAAGCUCCACCUGAUCUCUCAGCUACGUCCUUGUUGGAUCUGAUGCAAGCAUAUCUUAGCUUUGAUCAUAAUUCUGCAUUCAUAUUUUAAUUAUUAAUUAUUUACUUGCCAUGUUCUUUACCCUUUAACGUCCUUUAUUAUUAUUAUUAUAAUUUAUUAUCUAUUUGCUAGGGAUGGCCUGAAUUUUUUUCUUAUUCAUCUCACAUGUGUGUUCAAGGCUGCUUGUGAUCAUAUGAUGUUUGAUUUAGCUUGUUUUUAUCUUAAAAAAGACUAUCAUAUUAGUAAGUCAAACUAGGUAUUACGUUGUAGUGGUAAGUUACUUCUGUCACGUAGAACUGUCAACUGUCGCCCCAUAGAACUUUGGAAUUGUUCACUUUUUGGAUUGGGGUUUUAUGAUGGGACACUCAAGUUAGACGUCGGGUUGUCGAUUUGGGUUUUUGGCAAUGUUGCAUUUUUUUUCUGGAACGCUGUGGUGCAACAAUGUCUGACACUCCAAAUGUUCUAAAGAUUUAUUUUAGUUGGGUCUUAAGGCAAACACUAACCUCAUGGAUUCUGAUGCCGUGGUGCUGCCAUUUACAUUCUGCACAUUCAUUUGCUGCGUUAGUGGCUUCUUUGGAGCUGUGCCGAGGAAAUAUUCAGCAUUAAUUUUGGAUUUGUCUUAGGAGUCGAUUUUGUUAUAGAAAAAAGACACAUGUACUUGUUUUUUCCCCUAGAAGGGCAGAGGGGGUUGUUUUGUUACCCGAUUUUUGACCUAUUGCAUAAACUAGUGUGUUUGAGCAAUGGAUUACAAAUUUCUGUAUGUUCA
Molecule: messenger RNA, 2703 nt
Organism: Cucumis melo (muskmelon)
Lineage: Eukaryota; Viridiplantae; Streptophyta; Magnoliopsida; Cucurbitales; Cucurbitaceae
Product: transcription initiation factor TFIID subunit 15b
Exons: 6
Coding region: 88-1560 (490 amino acids)
Molecular function (GO): RNA binding
Source: RefSeq, a predicted model, not a curated record